AACGACUACGUCAGUUGGCUUUUUAGUCCCCUUCAUUUAAACUCUCCUGUUUAGUUCUUUUGGUCCCCUCUCUGUUUCUCGAAGCUUUGUUUUUCUUUCUCUUCAACAUCACAAACCAUGAAGAGAUAUCGCGAACUCAUGCUCUUGCCGCUAUUUCUGCUGCGAAUCAUGAUGAAUCCGUAAACAGUGAAUUUUAAUUUCUCAUAAAUAUUUUAUUCAUUCCCUUUUCUACAUAAAUUGUUUAUUCCUUUGUGUUACGAAUGGUUUUCAAGCAUGUGCCUCAAAAUAAUCAUGGAAAUGGAUAACCCUACCAAGAUCUAAUGAUCAAGCAAUCAAUAUAUUGAUCCAACGUCAGCAAAAAUCAUGAAGAAUAAAGUGAUUUGUGUUCUUAAGCUUCCACCAAGUGUUGUGAAUCUUUACUCGCUUUUAUUGUGCUCCAUCUUAGUCCUUGGACAACUGAACCAUGUAAAUGGAGAUUCCUCACCCGUGGGCAUUUGUGCAAUGCCCGGAUGUAAUUGUACCAUCGUUGCUCACCAUUGGAUUAACGUCAAGUGUAUCUUCUCAGACUAUCAGGAUGUCGAACUUCAUGAAGGAAUAAUUCCAGCUGACGCUUCAGAAGUUUCUGUCUCCCGCUGUCGUGAACUGAGGAUCCACUCAGGCGCUUUUACAGGCGGAGCUCAACUAAAAAGAGUUCACGUGACAGGAAUUCGCAGUGUAGUCGCGAAAACGCAAGCUUUUCAUAAUAUCAGUGCUCCAAACCCACUUUUAGAAGUAUCGGAAUGUAAUCGAGUCGUCUUGGAGUCACAAGCAUUCAAAAAUGCAAGAGGAACUCUCUCAGUUUCCAUUUCAAGGUGUAAACAUGUUGAUAUCAAAUCCAACGCAUUCUCCCGACUUCUUAAGUUUUCUAUUCGUGAAGUGCCGACUUUAGAACUCUCCAGUAAUGCUUUUCAAUUUGAUGCACCUCCAUCUGGACGACAUGGACCAGCAACAAAGAUCGAGUUCCAGAGUGUUAAAAUAAUGGAGUUGCCCAGUUCAGUAUUUCCCUCAGCUGCUGACGAGAUCCGAUUAGAUGACGUUUGGACAAAAGUAAUACGCAAAGAUGCAUUUUGUGCUAUUAUGAUUCACACUGUUAAAAUCAGCAAUGCAUCAAUUCUCGAAAUUGAGUCUGGAGCAUUCAGGCAUGCAACUCUCAUCACUAAUUUCGAGCUUGUUGACGUGAGAUUAAAAACUAUUAAAAGUGGAGCUUUCCAAGCUGGAUUUAAUAAUUUUACCAUUCAGUAUUCUCGAAUCAAUGAAAUGGAAACGAAUGCGAUUGAAAUAUCAGCAGCAACAGUUGCCUUCAAUAAUAACGAGUUUCACAGUCUUAAGAAAAAUUCAAUAAUAUUGAAAGAAUGGAGUGAAAUUACUAUUGAUUAUAAUUCUUUCGUAAGUCUUGAAGAAGACGCCAUUGUUGCAGAAGAAGUCGCUCAAACAACAUCGAAUCUUCGAUUUUCAUUCAGAGGAAAUAGCAUAAAACAUGCAGAAAAAGGAUCUCUUAGAUUCGCAUCAGUUAGUGAAAAUCCAAACAUAAAAGUAGCUCGUGUUGGCAGCAAUUAUUUUGAAAAAAACUGUGACUGUCUGAUGGAAGAUUGGAUGCGAGAAAUCACCGGAAAGAAUUCUUCAGCAUCUUGGAUGAUGAAAUCUAGCUACUGCAUUGCUGGAGAAUGGUUGGAAAAAUGUUUAAAAGCUCCACAAGGCUAUUUAGAGAUUCGAAACUUUACCAACACAAUUUGCAAUGACAAUGAUGAAGUAACGUGCAAAGAACCAUCAGAUAAGCCAACGUCAAGUGUCAGUCCUCCGAGUGUUGGACCCCACAUUUAUCCAAGAAAGAAUAGUUUCUUCGAUGCAGAAAUGGGUGAUGCAGAUCAAGAAAGGGAAAAAAGAUAUUUCGUUAUUUUUUGUGUCGCUGCAGUUUUUGUUAUCAUCACAGUUAUCAUUGCAUCUGGAGUGCUAUAUAUGCGAAGACGUGGUGUUUGUCCUAAAUUAUCGUCAAGUCACUUGAUGAAUUUCACCAGCUCUUGGCUGUCUCCAACCAGUGGAAUGACAGCUGCCACUUCUGCGAGAUCUAUUUCAAGGUUAAGCGUAAAUGAGUAUGCAGGUUUAAGACCAGAGACACGAAUUUUAGAUGUUGAAGGCGAAACGACGUCUCAAGAUGAGUUGGAAGCUGAUGGAUUUGCUUAUACUGAGAAUAAAGCAACGCAAACUUUGCCAGAAGAGCUAACUGAGGAUUACCUGAGAGAGCUGAGAGAGAAAUUGAAUGAUCCUGAUAACUACAGCCAAGCAAGAGACAUGAUCGAACAUCUUUAUGACUUAAUUAAAGUUGAAGAGAGUUGUAACAAUAAUAAUAAUAAUGAAAGAAGACUUUCUUUCCAAGAAGAAAAUACUUAUGAUGUUAUUGCUCCAAGAACAAAAAGAACACAGACUGCCAAACCGUCCGUUAGUAUGGGAACUAAAGUUCCUUCAUUGGAGAAGCUGUUACCAAAAAGUAGGAUUAUUAGACCUGCUAUUGCAGAAUAUACUGAGCCAAGAGAUCAAAGAACUAGUGAUCAAAACCAUCUGUAUGCUGAAUUACCUGGAGAUGAAACAGUUCCUAGCACAAGUCGACUUUCUCAACCAAUUCUGGCAGCUUCAGCCGGACGAGCACCUCAACCUCUUCCACCAGAUGUUGUUAAUGAUCAUCUUAUUAGUGAGAAACGAGAGAGAAAGUAUCCAGAUGAUGUACAACCUUACCAAGAGACUCCACUGUUCGAUGGAGCUGGUCAUAAAAAGUCUAAUUCAUUUUGUAAAGGUCUUGGAGAAAAUAUUUUAGGGAAGAUGAAUAAACAACACGUUGAUUUAUUAUUUUGUGAAUAUGCUGAUCCAACUGAUGCCACUACCCAUCUCUAUUCCGAGCUUCCAGAGCCAGCAGCCUCAUCAACACCAGCUAAAAUGGCAAAUCGACCUCUUCCGAUUAAACCAGACCAGGAAAAUAUUAUUAAUUGGGCUAGGACAUGAAAUGUCAGUUCAUCAUAUCCGUGCCAAGCUUGCCUGUGAUAAAAUGUGUUUAUCUUGAAAUUCACAAUUAUUAUCAAUACAGUUUUUUAUGUGUAAAAAUGAUCAACUUUUUUAGUGAAAAUAUUUUUAUAAAUGACUCAUGCAUUUGGAAGAUACUUUUAAAGAGAAGUGAGACGUGUGAUUGAUUAGAUAAAGAGCAUCAAAAGGACUCGAUAAAUGAUGUGUCGAGUGUUUAAUUUAUACAUAGAAUAAAAUUGAAAAGAUUUUUUUAAUGAACAAUUGUAAAUUUCAUCAGAUUGUGUGAGUGUAGUUAUUUCAAUCGCUCGAUGAUAUCGAAGUCAAGCUUUUGAACUAUAUUUUUCACGAACGAAAUGAUAUAAAUUUUAUAAUAAAUAUGUAUAUAUAUAUAUAUAUUUGCUUCGUGAGACAUAAAAGCGUUAUGAUCGAAGAA
Messenger RNA from Chelonus insularis, 3484 nucleotides. RefSeq names its product ben (gene be). The transcript is spliced from 4 exons. Lineage: Eukaryota; Metazoa; Arthropoda; Insecta; Hymenoptera; Braconidae. The record is from RefSeq and is a predicted model, not a curated record. The coding region runs from base 364 to 3033 and encodes 889 amino acids.